GAGAGGGGGCGAGAGAGGGAGAGAGAGGGAGAGAGGCGCACAGACAACGCUGGGGGAGCAGAUUAUGAAGCGGAGCUCGGCAGAGGCAGUCUCUCCUGCAUUGUCUCGAUGGCUGCACACGCAUUCCUCCUCCUCCUCCUCCUCCUGUCCCUCACCCUGCUGUCUGCACUCAGCCAGCCAGCGCUCUCCUUCGAUCAAGUGCCUGACAUCCUCGAUAGAAGCUCAAAUGUCCCUCAUCAGUCAGUGAGAAUCAGAACAAAUCCAGAUGGACUGGGUUUGGAAAGUGAAGAAAUUGUUUUGUCCCCUGAAGAGGAAAACCCACUGAGGAGAAUACUACAGCCUUACGGAUGGCAUCACCAGGGCCAGGACCUGAGCAAGCGGAAGCUCCUCCAGUCCCUCAGCUCCGGGCCCUACUCCCCCCUGAGCGUGGUCUACAACGGCAACACCUGCAUCCUGUUUAAGGCCAAGCGGCUGGCCAUUCGCUACAAGAACCACACCUUCGUGGACCUGACGGAGAAGACCUUCGGGCCCGGCGCCCCGGUAGACACCAAGGGCUCCAUCUGCACCAAGGAAAAGGCAACGCUCUCCCUGAGGUUUGGAGAUGUGGAGGACCUACGAGGGCUCGUCAUCCGGCUUCAGAUGUCCAACAGCUUCUACGAGUCGGCGGGUCAGAACUGGUUCACCCUCGACAGCGUCCACAUCCAUUACAACUGGACCCAGGAGGCCACGUUCAACGCCAGCGAGGUGUACGCCCCCGCCACCUCGUCCUACCACUGCCAGCACGUCAGCAGCCUGCACAAGUACGACACCCUGCUGAUGCCCAGCUCGCACAGCGACACCUCCGCAAACUGGCACAUCACAUUCACCGACUUCCAGAUCCAGGCCUUCAACGUGCAGUCAGACAAGUUUGCCUCGGCCACCGACUGCGCCACUUUCCUGACGCCAGCCAUCCUCAUGGGCCUGGUGACCUCCCUGAUCCUGCUGCUGGUCCUGGCCUACGCCCUGCACAUGGUGGUGCACCUCAAACACAUCGACCGAUAUGAGGAACACAAAGCCACGGUCUACUUCCCCCGGAGCCCGGAGGCCGAGUUGCCGGACAAGAACAGCCUCUGAGCUAAGGUGGGAGGACGUGAGAGAGGGAGAGGCGAGGAGGGAUAGGAGGUCGGGAGAAGAGGACGAGGGGAGAGAGAGAGCGCACAUGGGUGAGAGUGGAGAGAUGCAUCCUACAGCUUCAGAACGCCUUAUCGUGCUUCAUGUUCAAUGGGAAUUACAGUUUGCCUCCGUAGAAGAUCAACAUAUCGAGAUAAAAGGGAAAAAAACGUAAAUGUCAUAUUUGUUUGCACCAUCGAAAUUGUGCUUGGAUCCUUAUUUCAUAUUUCUGUCAACAUGCAUCAAGGCACGUGACAUUCCGCUUCUGUUAAAGGCAACUGGAUUUACACCCUCUCUCUCGCUCUCGCUCUCUCUUAGAGGAACCCUUGGUCUCUAAGGUCAAUGUCAGGGGCCCUGAAGGACUAUAGUGUCUACAGAUGUUCACCCCAACCAGUGUGUUGCAUCACAGGCUUAAUCCCACUAACCUUCGUCACAUAUUGACCUUACAUAAUCAGGUUUACCAUAGUGUACUUUCCUCCACAAAAGAAAAAUCCUCCAUAUGAGCAGAUUGCGUAGCUGAAAAAGCCUUACAUGCUACAUGCUAUCAUAAGUUGAUUUCUGGAGGCAAGUCUUAUCUGUGUGACUAUUGGGAGAUGAGGAAGUGGGAUGUUUCUACUCAAAAGAUACAUCUGGAAUUACUCACAAACCUUUGACGAGUCAUGGCAUAAAAAUGCUUUUUUGGGGGGAAACACACUGGGUUCCGACACCUGGCUGGGGGGGAAUAGGAUCUGCUACUGUGCUUCCAGAGCCUCUUGGUU
Molecule: messenger RNA, 1907 nt
Organism: Osmerus eperlanus (European smelt)
Lineage: Eukaryota; Metazoa; Chordata; Actinopteri; Osmeriformes; Osmeridae
Product: V-type proton ATPase subunit S1-like
Exons: 7
Coding region: 109-1113 (334 amino acids)
Source: RefSeq, a predicted model, not a curated record